Messenger RNA from Chaetomium fimeti, 3269 nucleotides. RefSeq lists its product as uncharacterized. The transcript has 3 exons. NCBI's taxonomy places the organism in Eukaryota, Fungi, Ascomycota, Sordariomycetes, Sordariales, Chaetomiaceae. Bases 399 to 2990 code for a protein of 863 amino acids. The record is from RefSeq and is a predicted model, not a curated record.
AUGACUUUGUAACCUUGACGCUUCUCGCCCACCAUGGCCCCCAUGCUUUCACUCUCUGCAGAUUCGACUGGCCAAUAAGGUCACCCAACAGACUGUUUGAGGACGAGCAAGGCUCUCCUCCGGGUGCUCUGCUCAGCUGUACCUGGUUUGCGGUGCCGUGCCGUGCUGUGAACAACUCCCCGCCUUACCUUGGGGUACUUAACCUCUCUUCUUCGACGGCUCAGCAGUCAAUAUCGCACCAUACAGGGGGCUACCUACCUACCUACUUCGGGCUCUCGAAACUAUUUUGCCAUUUCAGAAAGAAAAAAGAACCCUCUCCUAGAGAGAACUGGCUUCCGGCUCCUCCCCGAAGCAACCACCGUCAAUCGCGAGUGAGGUCUAUACCUAGGAUUUUGAGGAUGAAUUCCUCCUCCCCUCAGUCCAGGGCCAAUGCCUUCCCUUUCACUCUAGCUGCCAACAAUCGCGAACUGAACCGAACUACAUCAAAUGCCAUCGACGCGCACUUGAUGGAGAUCGCUUUGACCCGGCGCCCGACCACGACUGGCAACCAAGACACAGUACUCGCCAUCGUGACGUUCCCCAAGGAUGACAGGUCAAGCAUCGCCUGCGACGGCGUGCGUUGGGGCCAGGACAUCAAGCUCCGCAUGAGCUACGACAAGCUCACUAGUCUAGGCUCCAAGAAGAUCCAGGAUAUGUUCGCUCCCAGGGCCCAGGCCCGCUUCCGCCGACGGUUUGGUUUCGAGCGUGACGUCCAGUUGCCCCCCGGCAUCAAGUACGUCCUCGAUUUCACUCCCCCCGCGGAGGGGGCCGAACUGGCCGAUCUCACUGCCGCGCUGUGGCUGCCCCGGAUGGUCAAGCUCUGGUUCCUAGCCGGCCAGUAUUACCCCGACAGCAUUCUUGAGGAGGGCAUCGGCCAUCCUACCCGCCCGCUGGCCAACAAGGCUGUCGGCGCCAUCCUUACCCUCGGACACGACGAUGUCUGCAAGAACCUUGCAUGCCUGACAGACUAUGCUGAGUGGCAAUGUAAGGACCAACUCCCCGGCAUCGUCGACGAUCCUGCCGAUGGCCCAAGCCACAUACCCUCGUGGCGCAAGGUAGAGGACUACUGUCCCAUUCGGCACCGCGUCGCUAUCGUCCGCGUGCUCAAGGCCAUCAACGGCGAUGGCCUUCUCCUAAACUCGGCUGUGCGCCUGUGGACCGUUGCCCAGGUGGCCAUCUCUCUCGAGGUGCCGCAGGUUGUGGUCGAUCCCGUCACCCAAUGGCUCGUGGCACCGCCAAACACCAAGUUCAUCGAGAUCUGCCCGGAGAUAGCCUUCCGGCUGGCCUACUCACUCAAGAUCCCGAGCGUCUUGACCGCCGCCUUCAAGAUCCUCGUCAAUGAACUUGCUGUCGACUACGCCUCGUCGGAUCCGGGAACUCGUCGGGCCCCAAUGACAUGGGCCCAACGCCAGCGAGACGACUGGGGCGACUACCCUUCCGAUCCGGUUGAGUACGCCAGCCACGCAUUUGCCGACCGCAUGGGUGAGACGCUCAAGAUGCUCCGGUCCGACCAUGUCUUGAGCAACCUCUCAGGCCCCAUCCAAGAGUGGGACAAGCUCCAGGCCUACGGCGCCGCCAUCACCGCUAGCUUUGCGCCCGACCAUGUCCUCUCCAUCACCUACAAAACCCUGACCGCCGCCCUCCUCGCUGCCUUCCACGGAUGGGUCGACAACGCCCUCGACCUCGACUCGUUCAAUACGCUCAACAGCCGCCGCGACGAACUCCUCGAGGCCCAACGCAAACACUACAUCCCCAGUGUCAGCCGCAAACCCCUCAUCAGCCUCUACUGGACCCUCAAACCCGCCCAGAAGCUCCUCACCCCCUUCUUCUGGGACCAUCUGAUCUGCAUCCAGCCCCGCAGCGAGUUCAAUGCGAACAACUACGGCGGCACGCCCCUCUGGAUGCACGCCGACAGCUUCAACCUCGAGCUGCAGCGCGCCCUCGCCGAAGCCGUCGCGCCCCCCUACGACCCCGCCCCCGGCCCCAUCAUCAACGCCGCGGCGGACUCCCCCAACCCGGCGGCCACCAACCCCCUCGUAGCCGCAGUCCUCGCCCACAUGGGGGCAGGCCAACUAAUCCCAGAGCUCGCCGCCGUCAACCUAGACAACUUCUACCACCAGCUCAGCCGCGAGGUGCGGCUGCUAGGCGGGCAGCACCUACCCAGCCACGCGCAGCGCGAGGACGAGUCCGCCAACGGCAUCCCCCUCUUCCUCUCCGACCACCUGCUCCUCUCCCUCGACGAGCGCGAGCUAGCCUACCUCCCCAUCUGGGCCGACGGCCUCGACGACGGUUCCGGCGGCGUCUUCCAGGCCGCCAUCCCCCCGGCCGACAUGGGCCCCUCCGAGCCCGGCCCGGCCUACCACACGGGCUACACCAUCCCCUCGGGCACCCUCACCACGGGUACUGCCACCGCCUCCACGGUCGCCCCGCCCUCCAGCAUCGCCCCCUCCGACCUCGACCUCGCCGACCUCACCCUCGGCAAGACCACCGGCACCGGCACCGGCACCAGCACCAGCACCAGCACCAGCAGCCGCACCGACGACUGGGUCAUGGCCACCCCCACCCCGACCGGCACCAGCAGCACCGCCGCCGACCACCGCAGCCUCGCCGCCCAGCGCAGCGGCACCGCCAGCACCACCGCCCCGGCUAGCAUGACGGAGGGGCGCAGCGGGGGCAUCGCAGGGACCCCCUCGGAAGCCUUCACAUCCGGUGACGACGAAGACGGCCUGUACACCGCGGCGCGGUAUGCGCAGCCGGCGGGGCACCAGGCGCAGGGGGUGGCGAUUGAGCGGUAUGUGGACGAGUUGGAGGGGGAAGAGAAAAGGGCGGAGGGGGAGGUGGAGGUGGGGUGGGAUUCGGAUGAGAUGGAGCUGGAUUUGGAUUCGGAUUCGGAUGAUGGGAGUUCGACGGUGGAUGGGUUUGAGGAUGUUGGGGGGGAUGUGGUGCGUUGAGAUACCUAGGUAUGGAGGGGUGGGUAGAAGAGCGUGGGCUGGCGUUUGGGUGCAUCUUUGUGAUGGCGGGUUUUGGAUUCGGCUUAUUUCUUUUCCCGUUUGCUUUCUUGCAUUCUUUUUCCCCAUAUGUUGUUCUUGUAUCUUAUUUUCUAAUUCUUAUCUUUCUCUUCUCAUCGAUUUGGGCAGUCAUGAAAAGUAAAUAAAAGGAACACAGCACAUGGUCAUGAAGCGUAAAUAUCACCAUCUCGGGUCCAUAUCACCAUCUCGGGUCCAUAUCAC